AUGCAUAAAAUCCGUUCUUACGCGCGGCGGGCUGCAUGGUACGACAACGAAGGAGAAAACACCCAUAAUCCCUUCAAGAAAAUUCGAGUCAACAGACGUCGCAAACAAAAUGCGACCAGAGAUAUAGAACAAGGUGUGCUCGCUCGCGGCGGUAACCAAGGAUCUUCGUCAACUGGCGAUCGGGACUCACAAGAAAAAGACCUCCCAACUUUGGCCGGUAGUGAAGAUGCGAUCAAUGUCUCGCGUGAUAUCAAUGGUGAAGAGGGUGUUCCGAGACGGAGAAAGACAGGUAUUUCGGAAGCGCCAACUGAAGCCGAUGAUCCAGCAUCCAGUUCCAGCAAUGGAAAGCCCCGUUUCACUGUAGCCAGCCAGCUACGUGCGACCAUCUUCAAUUCCUAUAUCAACGUUCUACUUGUCCUUGUUCCAGUCGGCAUUGCUCUGAAUUAUACCAGCGUUAGCCGAACGGCAGUCUUCGUUGUUAACUUCCUUGCCAUUAUCCCGCUGGCGGCGAUGUUGAGUUAUGGCACGGAAGAAAUUGCUCUUCGAACUGGAGAAACUCUGGGAGGUCUUUUGAACGCUAGUUUCGGAAACGCAGUCGAACUGAUUGUUGCCAUCAUUGCCUUGUUCCAUGACGAAAUUACUAUUGUUCAAACUUCCUUGAUUGGAAGUAUGCUUUCCAACCUGCUCCUGGUUAUGGGAAUGUGCUUCUUUUUCGGUGGUAUCAACCGUAUCGAGCAAAAGUUCAACGAAGUUGUUGCGCAGACUGCAGCUAGUCUGUUGGCUCUUGCAGUUGGUAGCUUGAUUAUUCCUACGGUAUUCCACAUGUGGGCCAGUGGUGGUGCUUCUCACACCGAUGAACUUUCCCGCGGUACUAGUGUGAUCUUGCUACUAGUCUACGGCGCUUACAUCUUCUUCCAACUCAAGACCCAUGCAGAAAUCUACAAUGCGCCCAGCGAAAAAACAGAGAAGAGAUCCAAGAGUCGUGCCAAAGGCGAUACCCACAAAGGAUUAGUUGCAAUCGGUGCUCUGGGAGCCGGCAUGAGCAGUCAGUCAGCUCAACAGCAUCUUGAUAGCCGAGAAGGCGAAGAAGAGGAAGAAGAGAAGGAGGUGCCACAGCUUCACUUUUAUGUGGCUGUUGCAACUCUUCUCAUCUCUACUGUGCUAGUGGCGCUCUGUGCAGAGUACAUGGUCGAUGCGAUUAGUACAGUUACGGCAGAAAACAAAGCUAUUUCACAAACAUUUGUCGGAUUGAUCUUGUUGCCCAUUGUCGGUAACGCAGCUGAGCACGCUACUGCAGUGACUGUUGCAGUCAAGGAUAAGAUGGAUCUUGCUAUUGGUGUUGCGGUGGGAUCGAGUAUGCAGAUUGCCCUUUUGGUUCUUCCACUGAUUGUUGUCAUUGGAUGGAUUGCGGGCAAGGACGAUAUGACUCUUGAUUUUGGUGACGGAUUCCAAGUUGUCGUUUUGUUUGUCGCCGUUCUAUUGGUCAACUACCUUAUCGCCGAUGGAAAAUCACAUUGGCUAGAAGGCGUUUUACUGAUGACUCUUUACAUCAUCAUCGCCAUCGCUGCAUGGUUCUACGACAACUAA
Molecule: messenger RNA, 1587 nt
Organism: Talaromyces marneffei
Lineage: Eukaryota; Fungi; Ascomycota; Eurotiomycetes; Eurotiales; Trichocomaceae
Exons: 10
Coding region: 1-1587 (528 amino acids)
Biological process (GO): intracellular calcium ion homeostasis; calcium ion transmembrane transport
Cellular component (GO): fungal-type vacuole membrane
Molecular function (GO): calcium:proton antiporter activity
Source: RefSeq, a predicted model, not a curated record